This is a messenger RNA of Rotaria sordida, 717 nucleotides long. Lineage: Eukaryota; Metazoa; Rotifera; Eurotatoria; Philodinida; Philodinidae. The record is from the annotation of a GenBank genome assembly.
AUGCGUAUGUCAAUUCGUCGUCCGACAAUCAUCUCUCCAACUACACACAUUCGAUCUUAUAGUUUUGGUCCAUUUUUAGCCUUGAUUUUAACUGGUUGCCUUUUAUCUUUCAUCGCAGGUUACAUCAAUACUGUCUGUAUUACUAGUCUAUUACAAGCAUCAAUAGCCGGCUUCACAGGUUCUACAUCAAGAAUGACUAUUGAGUUGGCACAAGGCAAUUUUAUUAAAACGUUACAUUACUUAUUCAUGAUCAUUUCGUUCGUAUCGGGAAGUUUUAUUUCUGCGGCAUUAGUAGGAGGUGCAUCAUUUCGAAUACAACGAUCAUAUGGUGUGGUAUUAAUUCUAGAAUCAUUUGGACUUGCCUUUGCAUUUUUAUUUGAAGAAACUGCAUCGAAUACCAAAGGAACUUCUAUACCUUUGCUAGCGAGUGCAUGUUUAAUAUCUCUUACAUAUGGCCUUCAAAAUGGUAUGUGUACAACGUUUUCUGGUGCCGUUAUUCGUACAACGCAUAUGACAGGUAUUCUCACAGAUAUUGGUCUUGUUUUGGGACAAGCAAUUUUCUAUCCACGAACCCGUAAACAUAUUUGGAAAUUAAAAGUUUUACUUCCUUUAUAUGGAACCUUUUGUUUGGGUGGUGUGAGCGGAUGGUUUGCAUAUAAACUAUUACUUAUCAAAUCAAUGCUUCUAGCAUCUGCAAUUGUCGGAAUUCUAGCAUGA